AUGGAUGGUAAAAUCGUCCUGUUGAACUUCUUCGACGUAAAGUUCAAAGACGGCAAGAAAACCGCUAACUGUAGACAUUGCGGAAAAUGUUACAAAGAGGGCGAGUCCACCGGAAAUUUGGGCAAGCAUGUUCGAGCCUUACACCCAGCAGCUUUUAAAGCCCAGAAUGGAAAGAUCAGCAAAACGACGGCAUUGGAUGCUUUGUUGAAAAAAAGAAAGUCACUUCAAGUCUCUCAGUCUAUAUCCAGUGAGUUCAGAAAAAACCCCCAUACCUUCAGAACGGCUCUAAUUGUUGCAGAUGGGGUUUUUGCCGCUAAACUUUGUUGAGCUCACAAUGUGGAGUACCUUCGGCGGCGAGAACGGUCCAGCUCCCAUUCGAUCUAGAGCGACGUUUACAAAAAAGCUUCAGAGUUAUUCUGCCAUGUUAGAUGAAACCCUGUCCCUCAACUUUCGCAAUACGCAUCUUGUAAACAUUCAAUUGGACAUCUGGACUGCAAGAAGUGGUGAAUCUUAUAUGGGGCUGUUAGUCUCGUUUGCACCUAAUGUAUGGAAUAGAAAGCUGCUGGACGACAUGGAAGAUCACAGAAUUUUUCUUAGCGAUGAUUGCACUGCUCAAAAUACCCAUCUGCUUGAUUUUGUUUGCUUGGGCCAAAAGAAGCAAACCGGCAAGAACAUUCUGAGUGUUUUUUCAGACCUUUUGAAAAAGCAUAAUCUUACAGACAAAGUAGCGACGAUAACAAUGGACAACUCCAGUAACAAUGUUUUAAUGUACCAGUCAUUCAUUUUUUCGCGUUUUAACGGUAAGCAACCCCUAGCUGGCCGUCUCCUCGGUAAGACGCGCUAUAUUCGGUGCGCAAGCCAUGUAUUGAAUAUACAUUUCAAGGCGAUAGUUUCAGAGUUAUUCAGAAAUCCUGACUUUGCAGAAGCACUGCGUAGAAUAAAGGGUUUAGCCAAAACUAUGAGAAAGUCUCCUCGAAUAUGCGCCAGUUUGAAAGAAGCUGGUAUACCAUUCAUUCCGCUUGAAGCACCCGCCCGGUGGAUGUACACUUGGCGUCAACUAAAACUGUUCCUGGAAAACUAUAAUAGGUACAAGUUCUGGUUCAAGGGGCUUGAGGACGGCGGUGAUGCGGACAUAAUCUACAUGCUUCGAGGCUACAUUCAUUUUGAUGAGAAAACUUUGAGCAUGUUGGAUUAUUUCGUCAAAAGUCUCCAGGUUUUCAAUGACUUUUCGAUGAAUUUCCAAAACGACUCUUACAACCAUCUGUCCAACGGAAUACCGUUCUACUAGAUGAUAGACAGUUUCUAUUCUUACUGCAAAGGUGCUCUUCAGGGGCACGAGCUCCCGAAGAAGAAGGCCAGUUUCGAUUUUUCAUGCUCAAAUGGAACGUCAGGGCUCCUUCGCCGCGACAAACGGCUCGUUUUAGAAGCGAUUCUAGCAUCAGAAAAAAGCCACCAAAAGUAUUUGGCUUGGGUCCGGCAGGAACCACUGUAUUAUGCGGCAGUAAUAUUAGAUCGAGGCGCUAAGGCAGGUGCCUUGUACAGAAUGAUGUCAAACGAAGAGGCCGACGGGCGUAUGAAAGAAGCCCGCCAAUUCAUCCAAAGCUAUCUCAAGGAAUAUGACAGCUGUGUUGAUAUGCGGGCCUCGAAACCUGUUGGGAAGCAAGCCACAAAUGGAUCUGGCGAUCUCAUAUUCGACAGGGAGGACUUUCGAGAGCCAUCUGAGAAUUCGCAGGCUUUAGAUGAUGCGGCUACAUUAAUCCCAGAUGAUGAGGAGCUUAUGGAGGAGUAUUACGCUUACCUGCGAGAGCCGUUGUUGAAAGAUAGGUCUACUGAAACCGCGGUUGCUUGGUGGUACCAACAACGGAACAGAUUUCCAAGGCUCUUGCCGCUUGUCAUAUCCCUAUUCUACACUAAAUUAAGCUCAUGUGAAGGGGAGAGAACGUUUUCAUUGGCGUCGAGGGUCAUGAGAAAGGCUAGAACCCGCCUCUCAGCAAGAAACUUUAAAUCCCUUAUGUUGCUGCGAGACAGAUUCGAUAGGUUUGGCUUUUAUAAGCGCGGCCCCUCUACGCUCCGUGACGUUUGCGACUCUCCCUCCACAAUGCCGUUGUGUAUGUAG
Messenger RNA from Lachancea dasiensis, 2116 nucleotides. NCBI's taxonomy places the organism in Eukaryota, Fungi, Ascomycota, Saccharomycetes, Saccharomycetales, Saccharomycetaceae. The record is from the annotation of a GenBank genome assembly.